AUGUACCUCUUGGUGGCCAGUGCCGAAGCGGCCGAGCCGCGGGCUCCUGGCGGUUUAUCAAUGGCAGCGUACAACGAAGCGUCGCGACGCCGCCAACGCCUCGUGGAUGACCGCGUGACGCUUGCAGUCAUGGGUGAGUGCACUGCGAUCAAGGGACACAUUGCCCACUUUGCCAAACAGUACCUCCUCUCAGCGCUAGAUCCGCGCCUCCACGACGACCUCAUUGGACUUCGGACCGCGUUUGAGAUUUGGGAGAUGCUGCGAACACGGAGCCGAAUCGGUCGCGGCGUAGGCAGCGCCGAUCUUCUCGGAACCUUUGACCAAGUUGCAAUGCUCAAGUACAUUCGGCGCGAAGCGGCGACCCACUUUUUUGCGCGCUACGAAGCCAGCAUCGAUCGUUUCUUGCGCCCGCUGCUAGCAACUUCCGGGCACGGUGCGAUCGCGCAAGCGCGCAAGGCGAUGGCCGACAGCGCCAAGGCCGCGUUCCUCGCUCACGCUUUUGCGCCACACCUAACGCACGAGUUUGAAUCGUGGCAAAUAGCCAAUCCGACGGGCGGCUACGAUUACCUGAAGGCGUGCGUUCAGAAGCAACUUGCCAACCUUCCCGAUGACGCGUUCUCGCUCCAAAAAAGCGUACUUGGCCUGCAGCCAGCGGUGCAUUCCUCUUGUGGUUACUGCCACUCGAAGGGGCACAUUGACAGCGUCUGCCGUCAUCUCUUUCACGCUCAUCGUCUCCGGAUCGUUCGCGACGGGUACGUGCUGCCGCACGAUGCCGAGUGGCCGCAAGACGAAGACGACACGCUCGUUGACACCAGCAGGCGCUUCUGCACCUACUGCCAGUCGACGAAGCACCGAGACAAGAAGUGCUCGCAGCUGGCGACGGACAAGCAGAGAGGGCGAGUGCGCUUGACGUACCGAAGUGUCGCGCCGCCGAGUGAGAGUUCAGUGCCAAUCGCGCGCUUUUGCACGUACUGCGACUCGAUGUAUCACCACGACAGCGCGUGUUCAAAGCUUGCCGAUGCCAUCGCUGCCGGUACCGUCCGUGCUGGGUACGUUUUUAUGGAAGGAAACGACGCAGCACCAAACGAGAAUGCGCUCUUGGAUGCCGAGCGCCGACGGUACUCGAAGAAAGCUCGCCGCGAGGCCGCAUAUGACGAGUAA
Saprolegnia parasitica CBS 223.65 is the source of this 1161-nucleotide messenger RNA. RefSeq lists its product as hypothetical. The record is from RefSeq and is a predicted model, not a curated record. The coding region runs from base 1 to 1161 and encodes 386 amino acids. The transcript has a single exon. NCBI's taxonomy places the organism in Eukaryota, Oomycota, Saprolegniomycetes, Saprolegniales, Saprolegniaceae.